AUUUUUUUUUUAAACUGUAAAAAAAAAAAAAAAAAAAAAAAAAAAAAAAUGGAUAUUGCUCAGUUAUUAAAAGACUGGUUUGAAUCAGAGAAAGCUGAAGUGGAUCCUUCACUCUUGGCCUAUGUAUUACUUUAUUCGACAAAGAAUGUGACAGGACUUACGGAAUUGACAAGUCAUCUUGCUUCUUACUGGAAAGAGGGCGACCUGAGUUGUAGAACAAAAUGUAUCGAACUUUUAGCUCAAGUAGUAACACCCAGUCAAUCAUAUCUUGAUUCUCCCACAAACAAUGCUAUUAUUCAAUUUGUUGGAGAACGUCUAAGUGAAUCCGUUCUUGUACCUCGCUGUAUCGACAUUUACUUGGUCUUGAUGAGCACCGACAUAAUUUCUACUACUGAUGUCAUUCAAAUUUGCAAUGCCUUAUUCUCCAAUAUCAAGGUCAAGAAAUUACCACAGCAAAGUCGGUACAAGAUACUUAGCAUACUGGGUAAAGCUUUGGAAAAGUAUUCUUCCGAAAUCCAACGAUCUAAAAUCAAUUUUAUCGGUGGGUUUAUUAACUGUAUGGAUGGAGAGAAGGAUCCUCGUAAUUUGAUGCUUGCCUUUGAAUUAGUAAGAUCUAUUAUUGACCGAUUUGAUAUCUCUCGCCAUAUUGAAGAUCUGUUCGAUGUCGUCUUUUGUUAUUUCCCAAUCAGCUUCGCAGCACCGCCUGCCAAUGAUCCGUUUAGUAUCACCACCGAGGAUUUAAAAGACAGCCUUCGAAGAUGCUUGGCUUCCACACCUUAUUUCGCCUAUUACGCUACACCUCUCUUGAUCGAAAAGUUAAUGACAACCACAGGCAGUGCCAAAAAAGAUGCUAUGGAAACCAUUAGUUUAUGCACACCUGCCUAUGGUGCACAUGCUAUUUUACCUCACGCCCAGGAAUUAUUUGAUGCCCUUGUACGCGAAGUUUAUCAAUGUGCAGAAUCCACCAUGGUCGAUGUGGCUUUAGAGACUAUCCAUAACGUGGUAGCUACAUUAGGUACAGGAAUCAGUAUUGCUAAUAUCCGCGACCCAGUAGAAAAGGCUAUCGAUUCUUUAUUGCAGCAUUGUGUUCAGGAAUUGAAGGAACCUGAAUUGAAAAAUGCAAGAUCCGCUGCUUAUAUUUUAAGAGCGGCUGCUUCAGCUUCUGAUCCCGCUUGUACUUCCGUCACACACACAGCUUUACCGAUUAUUUACCAGCAAUACAAAUCAACUGACCCAUCUAUUCGACAAAAGGCCAUUCUAGAUAUUUUGACAGAACUCUUACUAGCAAGCAAACAAUUAUAUGGAUCUGUAGAAGAUGUCGGAUACGAUCGUGAUUUUCAGACGCCUUUACUCAUGUAUAAGCAACAAAUCAUCCAAAUAUUUAUCCUUUCACUUAAUGAAUCGGAUCCGGCAGAUCUCAUCCUAAGACAAACUAGUCUCAAGGGUAUCCAUGAAAUGGUUUUGAUGAAGCAAUUUUUGAAGGGAGAAGAAGUAAAUUUGGUCAUUAACCAUUUAACAAGUCAAUUAAUGGCAGAUGAUAAACAACUGGGACAGCAGGCUUUAACUACCCUUGGCGUUAUCACCAAAUUAUACCCCACACAACUUGCUCAACUCACUUUUCCUGUACUCUUGAAAGAAUUACCUUGUUCUGAAAACGCCAUGACGAUCUCAACAACAUAUCGCUAUGCAUUAGAUGCCAUCCAGCUUUUAGCUGUCACCCCAGCUGUAUUCAAGAUUGUCGUAAAUCCACUCUUGAAAAAAUUAGACUAUGCAUGUGGCACCAUCGGCAAGGAAAAUACAACCUAUGCACAUGACGUGGCAUCUACUAUACUUCAUAUCUAUAAGGAAGCUUCGACCAAAGAACCUGAGGUUUUGACGAUUGGGCAAAAGGUACUCUUACCCAGCUUGUUAUUAAAGUGUAUUCCAGCUGCCAUGGGUGUUCCUGGCUCCUGGUAUUUAGAUGAUAGCUUAAUAGAGACUUUUGCCAUGGUCGUUGCAAUCACAACGCGUUUAUCAUCACCAAGUGAUCAACAAUUGUCUGUUAAUGACGCGUUCAAGUUGUUUGUGGAUCGUGAGUUUUCCAACGUUCCUUUUUCUUUUGAUCAGCAAUAUAUUCAAAAUAAUACAUUGGGUAUCUUUGAUACAAACAAGACCAAUGAAUCGAUUGACAUUACAUUAUUAUUUACUGCCAUCGUAGGCAAUUGCUGUAAAGAUGUUAAAUUACCCUUGGGUAGUUUACCCGCGUUUUUAGAAAAUUUGAUCCAAACCGCGAUUAAGACAAGCUGUGACACAAGAAAGUUGGCUCUGUCGAAAAUCGCAGCUUCAAUUGUCAAUAAAUGGACCAAUGAUCAAGUGGUGAAUUGUGUAAAGAGUAUAUGUAUUGAUGGUUUGCUACCAAUAUUAGAAAAUGAAGGUGAUAUCCAUCAUAGAAGAUCCACAUUUACAACACUGGUUUGGAUCACAAAAUCACUCGUCAUUCGAGGCCAUCGAUAUGGGUUUGAGCUGCUGGACAGUAUCAUCAAGUUGUGUGGUUCCGCAGACGUCGGUAAAGACGCGGCAGCAAGUUUUGUCACGUUAUUACACCAAGACGACUUGAUUUUGUCCAAGCCAUCUCAUGCUACUGUAUCUAUCUUGUACAAACAAAGAGUGUUUACACAUUGCUUUAAAAAGCUAAUGGAGCAUUCAGAGUUUAACAAUAUUCUUUUGCCAGAUCUUCAAGUAAACUAUCUUUUGGCCCUAUCACACUUGUUGGAAAAUAUUCCUGUACAAGUGGCGACAAAUGAAAUCCACAAGUUGAUGUUGCCGAUCAUUGUUGGGCUAUCGUCACACGACAUAGACUUAAUAACAUCCAUGCUAAAGGUUGCACAAGACAUUGUACCUGACGCACAAAACACAGUGGUACAACAUCUAGGCUCCUUUAUUCAUGCGCUUUUAAGGCUGACAAGGCACCCGUCAGCAAAUGUGCGACUCCUUGCCUUGGAUUGUUUAAGUAGUUUAUCUACCAAGGGACAACGAGACACAUUAAGUCCAUUCCAGCCUUCAGUGGUAAAAGAACUCUCGGUUGCUUUAGACGAUAAGAAGCGUGUUGUGCGUAAAAGUGCGGUUGAUUGUAGAGAAAGAUGGUACGCGAUUGGAAAAUAAAAUAAGAAAAGUUUACCGGAUAGAACCAAUAUUUCGUGUUACACGUUACUAGUGUCUACCAUUGGCCUUGUAUCAAAUUAUGAAUCACCCGGAUAGACAUUAUAUAUAUAUAUCACAAAAAGGGAAUUAUUAAAAAAAAAAAAACAAUUUUGGAUUCGUAAUCUUUACUUUUCUUACAUUAACCG
This is a messenger RNA of Mucor mucedo, 3326 nucleotides long. Its product is annotated as Dos2-interacting transcription regulator of RNA-Pol-II-domain-containing protein. Gene Ontology annotation, biological process: iron-sulfur cluster assembly. The coding region runs from base 49 to 3141 and encodes 1030 amino acids. The transcript has 17 exons. Gene Ontology annotation, cellular component: cytosolic [4Fe-4S] assembly targeting complex. NCBI's taxonomy places the organism in Eukaryota, Fungi, Mucoromycota, Mucoromycetes, Mucorales, Mucoraceae. The record is from RefSeq and is a predicted model, not a curated record.